Molecule: messenger RNA, 432 nt
Organism: Gongylonema pulchrum
Lineage: Eukaryota; Metazoa; Nematoda; Chromadorea; Rhabditida; Gongylonematidae
Source: the annotation of a GenBank genome assembly
AUGGAAAGAGGCAAUUUUGAAGCGCCGCCACAGCUGAGUCACUGCUUUGAUAGCCGAGAAAUGACAUUAAUUUUUGGGCAACCAAUUAAUAUUAUUGGCAGCUGCGCAUGUUCUCAGAUUGGUGGUCGACGACUUUUGUACUGUGUUGUGCUGUUAUGGUCGAUCAGUACACUGUUAAUCCCAUUCGUUGCUCCCUCUUAUCACAUGCUUAUAUUCUCGAGAGUGGUCCUCGGCCUCGGCGAAGGACUUGGGCUUCCUACGAUGUACCAUAUAUUGGCGCAGACAGUACGUUCAAGCCGGAGAAGCGCCGCUUUCUCAUAUCUCUCAGCAGCUGGUGCAGUCGGGCAAACAUUCGCUGCAGCAGUUCGUCUUCUUUUUUUUUUCAAAUUUUCAUUAAAUUUCGACAUUUUACAUGAACGUUAUAAUUACUAG